AUGCUUGAGAAACUAGCUUUGAAUGGAACAACGUGGCACUUUAUACCACCAGCCUCGCCCAAUUUUGGUGGUUUAUGGGAGGCUGGGGUAAAAUCUACAAAAUACCACUUGAAAAGAAUUAUGAUCAAUCGAAUACUUACUUUUGAAGAGUUAACAACACUUCUGGCCGAAAUCGAAUGUUGUCUCAAUUCAAGGCCUCUUUGUCCACUCAGUAGUGAGCCUAGUGAUUGUAACGCCCUAACACCUGUCCAUUUUUUGAUUGGCGAACCCACGCUGUGCAUUCCAGAUCAAGAUUUACUUGAUGUUAACAUCGAUCGACUUAACAGAUGGAAAGUUGUUGAAAGCUUAAAACAACAUUUUUGGCGUCGAUGGGCUGAUGAAUGGUUAUCACGCAUCCAAGCACGACCAAAGUGGCUAAAACUCAAUAAAAAUGCAGAAAAGGGAGAUUUAGUGGUAAUCCUAGAUGAAAGAUGUUCUCCAGGUGAAUGGCCAUUGGCUCGUGUUCAAGACGUCCACCCCGGUAAAGAUGGAGUUGUAAGAGUCGUAACGCUAUUUUUAAAUGGCAAAACAUAUAGACGACCAAUUUCAAAAAUUGCCCUUUUACCUACAAAUAGUCCUUUUGAUAGUAAAGAAAGCACAUAUCCUACAAAUUAA
Lucilia sericata (common green bottle fly) is the source of this 654-nucleotide messenger RNA. RefSeq lists its product as uncharacterized. The coding region runs from base 1 to 654 and encodes 217 amino acids. The record is from RefSeq and is a predicted model, not a curated record. The transcript has a single exon. Gene Ontology annotation, molecular function: nucleic acid binding. Lineage: Eukaryota; Metazoa; Arthropoda; Insecta; Diptera; Calliphoridae.